This is a messenger RNA of Aplysia californica (California sea hare), 9408 nucleotides long. Its product is annotated as RUN and FYVE domain-containing protein 2. Gene Ontology annotation, molecular function: metal ion binding. Bases 1393 to 3324 code for a protein of 643 amino acids. The record is from RefSeq and is a predicted model, not a curated record. NCBI's taxonomy places the organism in Eukaryota, Metazoa, Mollusca, Gastropoda, Aplysiida, Aplysiidae. The transcript has 17 exons. Gene Ontology annotation, cellular component: cytoplasm.
CCCAUCCAGUGUUCUGGCUGUGUGUCUGUGUGUGUCGCUCCGUGUGUGCAAGAAUGAGUAUCCAUCGCUGUUGGAACCAUGGUGGUUGAUCGACAACUGUUGUGUACCUCGGAGCGAGCUGCCCUUCUCGAGUAGAAAGUCUCGUUUCAUAAUAUCUUGUUUGCCAUCAAACCGUCAACUUCGCUUGAGCCAUUCCGUCGAACCGAAGGUUCAUCGUUAUAUUAUUAAUAUUAGUUGGUUCGGAAUUCUUGUGGACUGUGUGGAUGGUGGCUACCAGGAUCUAGUUCUAAUAAUAUACCUGCAGGUUGUUAAUAUUGUGCAUGUUGUUAGACUCACCGAAUAAUUCUCGUUACCGUACCUGAAGUAAAAUACCCAGUAGCAGAUACACGGCAGAAAUAGUAACAUUAACUCACAGUGACUAUUUCUGAGUCCAGAAAGAGGCUCUAGGGAUUACUGUGUGUAUGCCAUUGGGACCAAAGUAAGUCUCUGACUAUCAGUAUUCGUGAACUUGUAUGGAGACCAACAGUGCUAAAUUCGACAUACAAUUCCCAUGACCUAUAAUGCGCAGACUUGCAACGCAUAAGUACCGUUUCCCUUUCUUGUGAGUCCCCUCUAAUUCUGUUGCCGUACAAUCACUGGUGAGACUUCUCACAUGUGACAGGAAGCAGGUAAUGUCGAUCAUUACCAUCACCAACGUGAGUUUACCUCAGCUUCUCGUAAGAACCUUUAUUUCUCUCGACCCUGGUCGUCACUACUGACUGUCUUCUUCCUGAACAAGGCCCAAUAAUCGUACUCAAACGUAAAUCUUUCACCGCCCGUCAGUACUGAAGUGGCUUUCUUCAACCUGCUAAAGGAAGCUCAGCCGCCUGUUGUUUUGGACUCACGUGACGUCAUCAGAUACGCCAUCAGAGACUGUGCGCUUCUCAAGCAAUGUAUUUUUGCUGAAAGUGACGAACAGCUGGCCCUCAAACCUCCUCUUACUGGGUGCUCGCCUGCCCUUUCAGACGUUCAUAUUAUGAAAUAGAUUGAAUGUGGCGGACUGAUUUCUCCUGUUCGACCGUUGUGCUCAGGAGCAAGGUGUUUUAGCCCUCUCGCGCGGAUCAGAUCUUUUACUUACUUCUCUGAAGUGUACAGUUCUCAACCCUAUGCUCAGACCUCACUGUGUUCCACCAGUUCAAACAGUUGAAUCAGCAAACUGUCAAACCUCAUGCAGUUGUGAGCGCCGUAAAACACUUACCAGAACAAACAGACUGUCAAAUAAACUGUCAGGCGAGUAGAGGGGGGCGUAGAUCGCCAACAUCCAGCUUCAAGGUGGAUCUCCACCAGUUCCUCGAAGGAAGCCUCGCCUCCUCCUACGACGCAGGCCCGUCCGCCGCUGUGUGCAACGCCACCAUGGCCGAGGAGACCAUCUACCUGUGCAAAUUCCGCGUGUCCGUGGACGGAGACUGGCUGUGCCUUAAGGAGCUGGCCGACGUGCACCUGGAGAUGGAGGAGGAGCCCAUGGCGGAUCAGGAGGUGGAGGAGGAUGGACGAGACCCAAAGACGAUUGAGCGAGCCAACCUGAUGAAUGUGUCCAAACUGCUGAUCAAAGAACUCAUCGACUCCUCCCUUGCCCAUGGCCGCAUGUUGGACGACGACUACAUUCCCCUGCAGCAGUUCUUUAUCGUGCUGGAGCAUGUCUUGAGACACGGCCUCAAACCCAAGAAAGGUAUCCUGAGUUCCAAGAAGGAGUUCUGGUGGGUGCUGGAGACUGUGGAGAAGAUAGCUCCUGAGGCCGCCGAGAUUACCACCAGUGUGAGGGAAAUGCCAAACAUCAGAACUCCAUUAGGUCGGGCCAGAGCGUGGUUGAGACUGGCCCUCAUGCAAAAAUCUUUGGCUGACUAUUUCAAGCUGAUGAUUGAACAAAAAGACAGACUGCUACAAGAUUUCUAUGAACCUGGGGCUUUCAUGUUGGAGGAAGAGGGUGUUGUGAUAGCUGGUCUCCUGGUGGGGCUCAAUGUUCUCGACUGCAACAUGUGUAUCAAGGGAGAAGACUUGGACCAGCCGAUGGGAGUUAUUGACUUCAGCCUUUAUAUGAAAGAUGGCAAAUACAGUGAUUCUACAGAUGAUGAUAAUGGUGAAGGAAACUCCAAAAUGGCUACAAUUCUCGAUCAGAAAAACUACCUUGAGGAAUUAAAUAGACAUUUGAACGCCACAGUGGCCAACUUACAGCAGAAGCUGGAGCAGGUCCAGGCAGACAACUGCCUGAUGAAGGAGGACCUGGCCAUCUCCAAGAACAGCAUCCUCACGCUGCAGGCCGAGGUGGACGAGCUCUCCAGUGAGAAGGAGAACGUCACCACGGGAUACCAGAAACAGAUGGAGGCGGCCAAGCAAGAUAUUGACGCAGAGAGAGCCACGUACAUUACUUCAAGAGCUGGGCUGGACACAAUGUAUGCAGACGUAAAGAAGCAGCUGGAAGAUGAAACAAAGCUCAGACUUGAUGUAGAGAAGGAGCUUGAGCUGCAGAUCGGCAUGAAGACAGAGAUGGAGAUGGCGCUGCGGCUGCUGGAGAAGGACAUCCACGAAAAGCAGGACACGGUCAUCGGGCUGCGCAAACAGCUGGAUGACAUCAAGGCUAUCAACCUAGAGCUCUACAACAAACUGCAGGCUUGCGAGAGCACUGUGAAGCACAAGACAGAAAUGGUGACCAAACUGGAGGAGAAAACCAACCAGCUGGUGGGAGCUAUGAAGGAAAUGGAGCAGAGACUGAAGCAGUCCGCCUCAGACAAAGUGGCCGCUGAGGAGACGGCCCGAAAGUUGGGCCAGAUCAUCGCAGAAAAGGAUCAGAAGAGGUCAGCCCUGGAGACAAGCCUGCAGAUCGAACGGGACACCAGGGGCCGCGUGCAGUCCGACCUGGAGCAGGAGAGAGAGAAACUGGCACAGACCCAGCUGGAGGUGGCUCAGCUCAAAGACCUCAAGAGAGACUACUCGGAACUGAUAGGGAGGCACGAGGAGCUACAGGCCCAGUGUACGGAGCAGGAGAGUGCGCUGGCGGAGCUGGGCUCUCAUCUAAGCGAGUCGAAACUGAAGGUUGAGGACAUGCGUGAAGCGAGCGCCUUACAGCGAGAGGCGCACUGGGCCAGUGAUGAGACGGCCACUCACUGCAAGCAAUGUUCUAAGGAGUUCUCUCUGGCACGCAGAAAGCACCACUGUCGUAACUGUGGAGACAUCUACUGCUCAGAGUGCUCCGACAAUAAGAUGCCUUUGCCGUCUUCUUCCAAGCCUGUGCGUGUGUGUGACACGUGCAAUGAGCAACUUCUGCAUCGGUAUUCAGCCACCUCGUGAUAGGAACUACUGCUGUCGGCUGCACUCUACCCUUUAGUUGUUUUUUUUUGGGGGGGGGGGUUUGUCUCGUAAGUUUUUCAGCAUACCUACAGGGGUAUAAGAAAAGAAUGAGCAUAAAAGUUAUAUUUGUUUUGACGAACAUAUGUUCUGAAUAAAUAAACCGUCUUUUAGAUUUGAACCGAUGUGCAUAAAUACAAUAACGACCAAUUACUGUUAGAAGUAAACAACUUACAGAAACAACAGGUGGAUAAGGAAAAAAUACUACCUGCUAUUCUAGCUUGACAAGACCCGUAUAUUGAAAAGAUUUUGAAAGUCAAUGAAUUCUGAUAUGAAUUUGUUUACCGCUCAGAAUUUGUCAUGUAGAGGUGCUCUUUCCUUUAAGUGGUACUCUGAACUUGCAGCCCUAUUUUGUUAUAUUUGCCACUACUUUGGAUUUUUCCUUGUAGGAAAGAUUUUGUAUUGCAAAAAGCAAUGUUAUUAUUUUACUGCAUGUCUCCUAAAGAUAAACCCUGGUUUUGUUUCCUUGUUAAACAAAUGUCUCAACUUUUUUUGCUACAAAAUAAAUUUUUGGACAGAUCAAGAUUAGGUCGAUAAAAAUGCUGCUAUAUGAAAGCAUGCAAAUUUGGGUGAUUUACCUGUAUGUAUAAGAUAAUACUAAGAAUUCAGCAUUCUGAUCAGUAGUAAAUUGGGAAAAGUUUUUGGCGAUCCUAUUGAUUAGAAAGAAAUCUUUUUUUUUUUAUUUCCACUUUUUUAUUUUUUAUUAUGGGGUUUUUUUGGUAAGUUUUUUUUUUUAAUGUACCAUCUCUUAUUUUUACAUAUUGUCAGUUCUGAGAAGGACAAAAAUUUCAGCCCUGUGGUGAUACCCCCAUAGUUGCAAAAGUUUACCAGCCUUUAAUACCAUGUAGCAUCCUGUACUCAUGUACCCAUACUUAAAAGGGUUAUGGUAUCAUAUUUAAGCAUUCAAGAACCAAUGCGUACUUUUUAUACAUGGUAAAUAUUUGUAAUUUGCAUCGAUGUCGCAGUAAGAUGUCUGUGUGUGCCGCGUAUCGCAUGCUCUUGCCAUGUGCAUCCACUAAAUAUACCACACCUCUCUUGGGGUUCGCAUUAUACUUUCAUUUAUCUUCACCUCCAAUCAGCAAUAUACCAAUAUAUAAUAUAUUCAAGUAAGUUGAAAUUCAAGUUGCAUUAGUUGUUUUGCCAUUGGAGCAUGACCUUCUUUGUGUGAGAUUUGUGGAAAGUGUCAAGUUCUUAUUACCACUCAAUGGUCCCAUGCUUAUUUGGAAGGGCUGAUGUCAUACAUUAACACUUUCUACUGACUGUACUUUCUCAAAACCUCAGAAUUAUGGUAUUAUAGAUUGUUAUAUUAUAUCAUGUGAAAUGUCAUUAUCUAUAGCUGAAAAUUGUUGAGUAAGUGAAAGUUUGAUCCAAUGUUCUGCGAAAAAGUUUAUUUGUUGCAUUUUUAAAAAAUUUCUUAGUUUAGAAUCGUUGUAUCGUACACUUGCUAUAUUUUGUUUGAUUAUGUAACUUGUUAAUAAGAAUUAUUUUUUGAGACUGAAGAGAAUAUGAUUUUCUUUGAUUUGCUUUCAAAAGGUGGCAAAAAAGUUGUUUGUCUCCACUGUCAUAGUUGCUGCCUCCUUCUGGCCUUAAGAUAGAUUUAUUGGGGGGGGGGGGUUCUGGUUUGCUACACAGAGACACUAAGGUACAGUAAUGGUUUCUAUCUUUUUCUCCCAGCAUUUCGUUAUUGCAUUUGUUAUAGCUGAAAAGGUUACCAUCAUUGUUUACUUUUUUGGGGGGGGCCUUCUUGUGCAUAUAUCACUUCUUUGUUUUUGUGAGAAAUAUUACAUUUUCAACUGAAUCUGUUCUAAAUUUUUCUUUAUUUCUUUUUUCUUUGGGAGAGGGGGGGAAGGGGGCGCCUUUGAGUCUGAAGUUUGAGUUCAAAGUCAUUUUUAAGAUACAUAGAAUUAAGAACAUUCCACUUCUGUAUCUUUUUUUAGCCCCAAUGUCAUACACCCUUAUUGUAUUUGACUGUCAUGUCCAUUUUCUUUCUUUAUUUUAUGUAAUCAAUUUUGUUUUUAUCCCUCAAGACACACAUGAGUGCUCAGAUGUACAUUUGCAAUACCCAAAUACUCACCUCCAUGCUGUUUGAUCAGUUCCUUGUUCAGAUAGGACAUCAGGGUUGCUGUUUUAUCUAUCACUUACAUAAUUUUUUAGUCGCUUUUUUCUUUUGUAUUUCCUCCCAUGAAUAGUCUGUUAUUCUAUUUAUUCCUCUCUUUGUGUUCCAUUUUAAGCAUCAUUUGUCUGAUUUCUCUGGUAAAUUUGAAAUGGUUUGAUUUUCAGUUUUUGAAUUUAUCAUGUACUGAUAAGGCUGUACAUCUUCCUAGCAAAGGACAAGACUUUGAUUUUCCCCUAGAGAAGAAACUUUGCUGAGUUGUUUACAUCAUUCUGCAGGGUUAAAUGCAACACAACUCUGGUCAGCCUUAACACACACAGGGUUAAAGCAGGCCUUUUACUUUUCCUAUCCUGCGGCCUUUUGAGUUCUAGCCCUUCGGCCUGGUGCAGCCGGCCGUUUCAGUUUGAUCUUAGUUGUUUUGAAGAGGUUUAGAUUUUUUUCCAAAAACUUACAGUUUAUUUUCCUGCUGUUCAUGUGAAAGUCCCAUAAAUAUGCGACAUCAUUUAGUAACGUAACAUGCUGUCACUGUGACUAUGAGACACUCCAUUCUCUUUUUUUUUUUUUUAGAAUUGUUAUGGAAAUUAACUUUUGAAAUUAAGGUUUUAUGUUGUUGGGAAUAUUUUUUUUUAGUUUCUAUGGAGCUAUUUCUUGAGCACACACUUGGAUGGCGCUAAUAACAAAGAUCAAAGAUCUCAUCUCUAACAAGUAACAAAACAUAGUUGUGUUGGUCUUUAUCUCUCUCAUAGUUUGAUGAGUUUAAUGGAAAUGUUAACACAGUUCUGUUUGUGUUCCUCACGUGUGUAUUAAAUACUUCCUGUCUUGAAAAAAAAAGACAGAUAUGGUUAUUUGUUUGGUUAUAGAAUUAAUGUGUCAUUAUUUUUGUCAGCCGUUACUUUUAGAUUCAGCAGGAAAAUUGUUUGUGGAAACAUGCGGAAUGAGCACAGUUGUUGCCAUCUUUGCUGGUUGAUUCCAGUUUUUGUAUAAAUAAACAUGUGCAAAGUCAGAGGCUUAAUCUUAGACCUGUUAAUGACUUGUAGUUGGUUUUUACUUUGAUUUAUUCCUGUGCACGGGAGCUUAGCGGUUAGGCUACAGGACUCGUAAUCGUGAGACUGCGAGUUUGGGGGUUCGAGCCUCAGCUCGGUUCGACAUUGUUUCCUUGGGAAAGGCACUUUUCACGAAUUUCCCACUUACCUUUGUCCUUUCGGAGAUGGGUGUUUAACUCAGAGGUUCCGCCUCAUAAAUAAUCAUAACAGUGUUGAUAGGGGCAUUAUAUCUAAACCAUUUCACCAUUGUCACAGCUCAGGAGCACAGUGUUGUUGUGAGGAAACUGGCUUUUCUCCUACGCCAGGUUUCCACUAGUCUGGGCUAGACGUCGGUACAAGAGCAUAAUGGCUUAAAUUGUCACUUUGUCGGGCUAAGCAUGUCAUUUGUAUUGUCUUACCUCACAAAAUCUCUGUUAAGUUAGUUUUCUGCCGCAGCCAGAGACAACAGUCUGUUUUAAAAAUUGAGGAUUAUGUAUGAGAAUCGGCAAUCGUGAUCACAAUGACUUAAUUUUCAAUGGGUCUGUACCUUCCCAUCUCGGCUGAUUGGACUUGUAAUCAAACACAUGGCUGUGAUUUCUGUUGACUUCUGUAUGUUGCCACAGUCUGUUGCCCUUUCAACUUGUAUACAUGUUGCCAUAUAGAUGUUCUUUUCUCUUCAGGAGCUUGUCACGCUAACAAUAUUGUGAGUCAUGUGAAUGGCUCUGCUUCAAUUUCCAUGUUACGGUCAAAGUGACAAGACAGCGGUGUUCAGUUGAUUGUUUUAUAGUGUUUAGUAAACAAAAUGUGUCAUUUCUAAAUGCAGCCUUGAGAAUGUGUUCAGUCAGCUCCGCAAAUGGAUUCGCCUCUCAGCUAACCUAUAGCCUCAGACAAGGACGUUUGUAGACUGACAUUUUGUGGCAUAGUACAUAUUUGUUGUAUUAAAAUGUGCACAUGGGCAGUUUAUGAUUUGUUCAUCAUUGCAGGUGAAAUUCUCUUUUUCUGUGUUUGGUUUCAUCCUGUUUCAAAGGAACCAAGCUGUAGCGGCCGGAGCAGUCAUUGUUUUAUUACCUUUUGCUGUAUUUCUAGACCUGCUGGUCACUGUGGUGUAACUGGUUAUCAAUUCAGCUAGAUCUAGCUUACAGCAGUCCUAAGUUCAAAUCCAAGAAGGGUUUGAAAUGUAAGCCUAUUGCCUUUUUUUGGGGUAAUAUUUUUCUUCUCAACCAGCUAUCCUCAUGGGGGACCAAGUCCUUUGCCUUUGGAAUGACCUACUUUGUGUCUUCCUAAGCAUUGAACUUCAAUGAAAACAAAGGAAUUUUUGUGACAUUUCCUAAAUCAUUGUUGCUUUUUGGCAGGGUUUGUUUGUACACUCUGUACCUGCAUCCCUAACCGAUGUUUGCGAAAACUGUAUGAUCACCUUUCUGCAGAAUGAUGAUGAUUAGAAAUAGACAAUGAAUAUUUUCUUCAUGUUCAGAUAUUCAUUUAUUGUGUUGUCAGGUACAAUUUUUUCAAGUGAUAUUCUUUCAGUUGUUGAGGAUGAUGGCUAAAACCACUUUUCAUCUUUAGGUGAGGAAUGAACUGUUUUCAUGAAAUUUUUUCCUUCUCUGAUGUCAUCCGCAUGACCUACUGUCAGUUUUUCCUGUAUCUUUUCCACUGUUGGUCAUUCUAGCAGAUGACAUUGGAUGUUUAUGAUAAUUGGGAGAAUCAUCAGUGUUUACUUUAACACUAUAUCCUGCACAUUCGUCAAACUAGUAGAAGUAUAGAAUACAUUUCAUUUGCCAUAGCCUAUCAAUGAAUUGAUCAGCAGCAAUAUGUGCUUUGCCUACUGAUGUCUCUGUAAGGUUUCUUUGAGAAACUUGAAUUGUUUUAUGCUUCAGUCACUUGCAGAAAUUUUAGAAGAUUGUACUUUCACCUACAAUAUUCGCAAUCUGUUUCCGUAUUUUGUCAGGCUUCUACUGUAUGUGUCUCUUCCUCACAAUGCAGUCACUGAUUUGUGGAUUCAGAAGGAUCCUAAUGUUGCUGUUGAUCAUUUGAGAUGUAUUUUUGGUCCUGCUUGUAUUUUGUUGCAAGUUAGAAAUGUUAACAGAGUUUUCUUUUUCAUUCAAAAUCUUGACCUCGGUGGGUCUCUUUGUUCUGAGGCUUGCAUCUGUGGUGUAGCAGUUCGGUUCUGCUGGGAUGUCGUAUCCCCCUCAACCCGGGUUGGCCCUGACAGGCAGGAUCGAAGCUCACCUCCUGAAUUAUCUAAAUUGUGUCAAUAUGGAAAAAAAUCAUGUACACUUGAAUUAAUCAGUAUUUUAUUUUUACAUAGCAGAAGCAUUUUGACUUCAGUAUAAAUAUGAUUUGGCCUGCAUUAAUAACAAGUAUCUUCAGCGAUUGAAAACUUAAAUAAGAUUCAUACGUCUUUUUUAUUAUAUUGAUAUUAAUUGAUUGCGUUGCAAAUUGCUAUUAAACAUUAAUUCUUAUCGAGAAAUUUCAUUAAGGUAAGAUUAUUUCAAACUUUUCUGUCUCCAUUGAAGCUGGAAAAGUUUUUUAUAACCGUUGUCUUGCAGCACUAAAGGUAGCCUACUUUCUUAAAAUUGAUUUUGAUCUGUUCUCAUGAGUUCUGCAUCUAUAUAUAAUAUUUUCAUAGGUAAUGUCUUUAUUUUAAUUUCUGGAAUGACCCUGAAUUUUUUAUUGUUGGCAAUGCUCAUCUAAUACUUCGUCUUUGAAGAUUUUUUUUUUGUGUGCAUUUCAUUUCUUUUAGUGAGUGUCUUCAUGAAGUUUCUGGAACUGCAAUGUCUUAAUCUCUGUAUUUUUGCAAGCUUGGCCAGCUGUCAGAAAAGUUGGAAAGUCAUGUAUAUAGAUAUGUUGGUCCUUGUCCUGAACAUAAAAUUAAAACUUUUGCAAAUAACAGCA